Chelonus insularis is the source of this 1395-nucleotide messenger RNA. RefSeq lists its product as uncharacterized. The coding region runs from base 1 to 1167 and encodes 388 amino acids. Lineage: Eukaryota; Metazoa; Arthropoda; Insecta; Hymenoptera; Braconidae. The record is from RefSeq and is a predicted model, not a curated record. The transcript is spliced from 3 exons.
AUGAAUAUUGAUGGAGACCCAGAGGAUGGAGAAUGGUCUGAAUGGGGUCCAUGGACUUGUGGUGCAAGUUGUAAUGGAGGAGUGGGUUCAAGAAAACGUGUUUGCAAUAAUCCUGAGCCAAAUAUAAAAGGUGAACCGUGUUUGGGUCCAAGUAUAAUGACAGGAAGAUGUAACACGAUAGCUUGUGGUGAUAUAACAGAAGAUACAGUUUCUUUGAUAAGACGAAGAAAGAGAACUAAUUUCACAGCAAUAGUGGUCAGAGAAAAUCAACCUACACUUAUAGUACCUGAUGCUGAUGUUGUAGCGCGAAUUGGCGAAGAAUCACCCAACUCUGAUAUUCAAUGGUCACACGAUGGAAUUAUUAUCAAAGAGAAAGAUGAUCGAGUUUUUAUUCAAAACUAUACAAUUGAAAUAAAACAGACCAGAGUCCAGGACUCAGGAAUCUAUGCUAUCAGUGUUCGUAGAGUUGAUGGAACUCAUCUAAUUCUCAAAGUGAUCAGUCUGGCUGUUCAACCCAGCCAAACAAAACUAACAAUUCGUGAGACCAUGCCAAUGACCAUCAUCUGCCGAUGUGUGAUUUUAGGAUACGUUUAUAAAAAUUUAAAAAUUACCUGGUUAAUUAAUAAGAAGACUUACAAAAAUUAUGGAAUAUCAGUACCAAUAACUGUAAAUGUUGAUACUGUUCUUGCUAUUAAUCAAUCUCAUAAUGGACUCUGGGAGUGUCAAGUGAAAGAGGAUGAUUUAAGAUUCAUCUGGACGACUAACGCUAUUCUAGUGAACGUCAUUAGUGCACCUAAUUGGCGCACAUAUCUUAUGGAAGAUGAAUUUACAAAGCUAUUUUUCGGUUGGAUGCCAAAUGAAACUUUUGUUGCUGUUUCAGUAGUUCUGAUGUUUAUUAUCAUAAUAUCUACCAUUUCUCUCAGUCUUUAUUAUUACCUCAAAUUCCAAGAUCGUUUAAAAGGUGGCAUGUCUGCUUACUUAAAGCAAAAAAAAUUAAACAAAAAAAUUGCAAAACCAGAAACAACACAGUGGCAAAAUAAUUUACGCCAACUGAUUAGACGAUUUUCACCUUCACUUAAAUUAAAUGGUAAGAUAAAAAAGAAAAAAACUAAAGCAGAAGAAGAAGUGGAGCUAUUAGUAUUUGAUAACGCUGACGAGAAUACGUAAAUAUAAAGCCGGAAGAGAUCGUGUGGUAUCUAAGUAGAAAACUAGUUAUUGCUUUAUUUAUUUGUUCAAUUUUCUACAAGAAUGAUGUACUAUCUAUUAAAAAAUCCAGUUAAAAGGACAUUCGUGUUGGAGUAAACUAGUUUUGUCAGUAGUAUUACUCUAAUGAUUAAAUUUUUAUGUCGAUGUUAUGAAUCAAAUAAUAAUUAAUUCAGUGAAUUUUUCUUUCAA